AUGAAUAACAACCAGUUCCACGAGCUAUUCGGGUCGCAAUGGCCGCCCGAUCAGCAUGGUGGCCACUCGUCGGCUUCGACAAUGUUGCACCAGCAGUCCCAGCUUCCUCAAGGAGUGCAACUGAAACGGGAGCCGCACACUGACGUCCAGGUGAUGCAUAACCAGAUGGGGAUGGACAUCACAUCUGGAUCAGUUGCGGAUAGCACCUCUCCCCCACCAGGCAACAGCGACGGAAUGUUUGGAUCCUCCAUAUCUGGCAUGUUUAUGGACAAGAAGGCCGCUAACUCUAUUAGAGCUCAAAUUGAGAUCAUACCAUGCAAGGUGUGCGGAGACAAGUCGUCGGGUGUCCACUAUGGCGUGAUCACCUGCGAGGGAUGCAAGGGGUUCUUCAGAAGAUCUCAGAGUACAGUGGUGAACUAUCAGUGCCCGCGCAACAAGGCAUGCGUGGUCGACCGCGUCAACCGCAACCGCUGCCAGUACUGCCGGCUGCAGAAGUGCCUCAAACUUGGUAUGAGCCGCGAUGCCGUGAAAUUUGGCCGUAUGUCAAAGAAGCAACGUGAGAAAGUAGAGGACGAGGUUCGAUUCCACCGCGCGCAAAUGCGCGCUCAAACGGAUGCAGCACCGGACUCAGUAUAUGAUGCCCAGCAGCAAACUCCGAGUUCCAGCGAUCAAUUCCAUGGUCAUUACAAUGGUUACCCGGGCUACAGCUCGCCGCUGUCAUCUUACGGCUAUAGCAACACGGGGCCGGCCCUCACGUCCAACAUGAGCGGCAUUCAGCCCCAGCCGCAGCAGCAGCAGCCGUACGACGUGUCCGCUGACUACGUGGACUCCACUACUGCUUACGAGCCCAAGCAAACCAGCGGCUUUUUGGACACAGACUUUAUUGGACAUGACGAACAACAAAAAAGUUCAACCAUCGUCCGACCAACCGGUUCAACAUCCACCACAACCGCGACCACCUCAACGACGUCCAUGCGGCAGACGUCGAUAAACGAUAUCACGCGAACUCGAAUACAGCAAGAUUUCGAGCGUUACGACCAAGAUAGGAUCCAAUCGCCCGCAUCCAUAUCAUCCGGGGUCAUUAACAUAAAGCAGGAAAUAAAGCCAGAGACAUCCAUGGGCGUUGAUAACCUGGUUGCCAGCUAUGUUGACUCUACGACUUUCCUGCAUAGUCCUUCAAAUAUACAACAUAGUCCAAUGGACAUACAGAACACAGUUUUAGUUAGCGGCCAGAGUUCAGUGUCACUGACGAGCGAGGAGCUUAGCCCAGAUGAUCUGACAUCAAGUAGUGGGCACGGAAGGUUAAUGGAUCCUUUAAAUAUGAAUAAUAUGUCCGGAAUGGGAAUGGUCAAUCCGAAUGCAGUUACAAAUCGGAGACAUCCGGGGUCCAGUCAGAGCGGUUCGAGUGGAGACGAUUUGCCUUCUGAAGGCGAUAUAAGCAAGGUGCUGGUAAAGAGCUUGGCCGAGGCACACGCAAACACAAAUCCCAAGUUGGAGUACAUACAUGAAAUGUUUCGGAAACCACCAGACGUAUCCAAGCUGUUAUUCUACAAUUCGAUGACAUACGAGGAGAUGUGGCUUGACUGCGCCGACAAACUUACCGGAAUGAUACAGAAUAUCAUCGAGUUCGCUAAACUCAUUCCUGGUUUCAUGAAGCUCACGCAGGACGAUCAGAUACUGCUGCUCAAGUCGGGUUCGUUCGAAUUAGCAAUAGUGCGUCUGUCGCGGCUGAUCGACGUUAACCGUGAGCAAGUGUUGUACGGCGACGUUGUGUUGCCGAUACGAGAGUGCGUGCACGCUCGUGAUCCUCGGGAUAUGGCUCUAGUUGUGGGUAUUUUUGACGCGGCGAAGACCAUCGCUCGACUCAAGUUGACUGAGACUGAACUGGCUCUGUACCAGAGCCUUGUGCUACUGUGGCCAGAACGACAUGGCGUGCGUGGUAAUCCGGAGAUCCAGUGCUUGUUCAACAUGUCGAUGGCGGCGAUGCGACACGAGAUAGAAACAAACCAUGCGCCUCUCAAGGGUGAUGUUACUGUGUUAGACACGCUGCUCACUAAGAUACCCACCUUCAGAGAACUUUCGCUAAUGCAUUUGGAGGCGCUAUGCCGUUUCAAAGCGGCCCACCCGCACCACGUGUUCCCGGCGCUCUAUAAGGAACUCUUCUCUUUAGACAGCGUCCUGGACUAUACACACGGUUAG
Parnassius apollo (apollo) is the source of this 2199-nucleotide messenger RNA. NCBI's taxonomy places the organism in Eukaryota, Metazoa, Arthropoda, Insecta, Lepidoptera, Papilionidae. The record is from the annotation of a GenBank genome assembly.